Messenger RNA from Plasmodium fragile, 1431 nucleotides. RefSeq lists its product as uncharacterized. The record is from RefSeq and is a predicted model, not a curated record. Bases 1 to 1431 code for a protein of 476 amino acids. The transcript has a single exon. NCBI's taxonomy places the organism in Eukaryota, Apicomplexa, Aconoidasida, Haemosporida, Plasmodiidae.
AUGUUUCACCAUUUGAGGGGGAAAAAUGCACUCCAUAAUUACCUAUCGAGGUGCACCUGGGGGAAGUUCCCGCCUGGGGUUAUCCCCUACCGGAACCGCGGGCCCAAGCUAAGAGGCGUAACUGUGUUGGAGACUGUGAGAAGACCCCACAGUGGUUACAGUAAGAAGGGCGACGCAGCGCACACCACAAGGCACAGAACGGAUUGCAAGGGUGGUAAAACAGAUCCCUUUAAAGAAACGUGUGAAAGGGGGGAACGGGGCGAACAGAACAAACGCGGUGAUAGACUAAACGCAGAAACGUCUAUGUACUACCCAGAGCGAAACUCCUUCCCGUAUGUGACGACCGGCAUCUUGCUGGGCAUGGUGGGCAUUUCGUCCUUCUUCCAAUUUUUAAUUUACAAUUUGAAAAAUUGCGACGACGAGUCCAGUAUCCUAUUGAGGGUAAACGAGAUCCUGGACCAUCUGGAUGCCUAUUUUAUAAUUCACAAUUUUCAAGGGGGCCCAAGGGAAGGACACAAUACAAGAGGACAUGGCGCCGUGGAACCUGGCCUCUUGAACAUUAAAUAUUUGACGUCCCCAUUUUUCGUUAAUGAAAAUGUUCUACAGUGCGCAGUUCAGCUAUCCACUUUUUUUUUGGCCUCCAGAUUUCUCGAAAGGCAAUUUGGGUCCCUAAAGUUUGGGGCCCUAUUCAUAUGCGGCUGCGUCCUUUCCAAUCUUCUAACACAUCACUUUUUAAAAUUCCUUACAAACCAAAUGGAAGCAUUAAACUUCCUCCACUUUGCUCUCAUACACCCUUCUGGGUCCAUGGCUUUUAUAUGUGCCCUCUGCUCUAUUUGCUUCAAAAAUUGUGCCAUAUGGAAGGACAUCCCUGUCCAUUGUUCCAUUCUAGUCGUUCCCUACUUACUUUCUUCCUUUUAUGUGUUCUUAUCUUUGUACAAAAUUGGAAAUAACAGCUUGGAAAAAACUCAAGGACAGGCCGCUCAGGAAGGAGACUCUUCUAAUCAGCGCAACUCUCUGCAAAAUGUGUAUGCUAAAGACCAUCCCUAUGAAGACCCCUCACCACAGAUGGGUAUGCCAAAUGUAAUGAGCAAAAGCCAGGCUAAUAACGACCCAAUUGACCCCCUACACAGCAAAGACAAAGAACAACCAAAUGGCCUUCCCAGUAAUAAACACAUCCCAAGUGAAACGAUGGAAACGCUAAGGAACUUCCUUAUCGUAAAAGCAUGUGAUGAAGUUAUUAAGAGGCGCAAAAAGGAAAAUAUGUUUCCGAGCAAAAAGUUGCAAAACCUCAAAAAUGAAACGCUAAGAAAUAUUAACGAAAUUAAUAACAAGUCUAAGAAAAUAUUUUUUAGUUUGUCUUCUUCAUUUACGGACAUAUGUGGCAUCCUGCUCGCCUCAUGUGGGUCUUUCCUUUUUAAAAUGCUCAGGUAG